Molecule: messenger RNA, 265 nt
Organism: Paramecium sonneborni
Lineage: Eukaryota; Ciliophora; Oligohymenophorea; Peniculida; Parameciidae
Source: the annotation of a GenBank genome assembly
UGAAACAAAGAUUAUGAUAGUAAUUUAGCAAAAACCAUUGUCACAAUAACAUUUCCAGCUUAUUAAGUUGAAUCCUUAAGGAUACAGAGGAUUUAUCUACUAAAGUUAGGAUUAUUAAAUGACAGCAAAUGACAUCAGAGAUAGUUGCGGAUAGUUUAUUAAUUUUUAAUUUUGUAUUAUUUAUUUCCAUUAGCUGCCAGCAUUUUACAUAAAGAUCUAUACACACGUCAAUUGUAAGCUAACUGUAUUAAGGAUUUGCUUAUGA